Parnassius mnemosyne (clouded apollo) is the source of this 3957-nucleotide messenger RNA. The record is from the annotation of a GenBank genome assembly. NCBI's taxonomy places the organism in Eukaryota, Metazoa, Arthropoda, Insecta, Lepidoptera, Papilionidae.
AUGGCUUAUGGAAAAAGUAUAUGUGGUUUGAAAGUUGGAUUUUUUAUAGUUCUGUUAUUAGUUUUUACCGUUAAUGGAUAUGAAAAAACUUUGCGUAAAAUCGUACGAAGCCAGUCAAAAAUGGUUCAGAGGCCAUUUAGUGAAAUGGAAGGAGCGGUUUGGAAAAAUGUUUCACUGUCUUCAGGCCCUUAUCGAACUAAAGUCCACGAAGCCUUAUUUUCAGGUGUUUCCCAAGUAAAACAAGUAUUACAUAAAAAGCAGCGUCCUAAAAUGUCAACCAUUUUAUCUGCAGUAGAUACUACCCGUGGUGCUUCAGGUUACUCUAAAUUUAAAAUGGGUAUACGAGGAAACCUGCAUCCGAAUGAGCUUAGGCUAGCCCGCGAAACAUUAACCAAAAUUUCGCCAUCAAAUAGCGUUCUGUUUCCCGAAGACAACAAAUUAGAUAAAAUAAACAAUAAUAGUUACACACAAGAAUUAACUGUAAAUUCCUUUUACGAAAUACCAAAGCCGUCCAGGUUUUUUCCUCUGGUUGAUGAACAAAUUAUACAAAGAGCGAAAGUAAAAAUAAAUGAUAAAAUAGAUGAUAAAGGAAAACCGAUGCUUAAAUUAGGGAAUCAAGAGUCCCAUACAAAAAAUAGUGAAAAAGGGAUGUUUGUAAUAAAUACCGAUGUUAAUGAAAAAUCUUCAGACAUAAAUGAUUUACAUGUGCAAAAACUUCAGGAAUUCGAUGUUGACUCUGAUAAAGUUGAUUUUUUAAUUGAAGAAGGAACUCCCAAUGUCUUCCCCUUAUAUAACUACAGUAUACCUUUUAACCGUCACACAUGUGUAACUUUACAACAGUAUAAAGCAGACAUCGAUGCGCAGGAAAAAUUUUCGGAAUUCGAAAUUGAGCCUCCUUGGGUUAUGAAGAAACAUUUUUGGAACAACAUCUUCGACAGCCGUUACGAGUCCUUAAUGAGGAAUUCAAAAUGGCCACCGUUAAAAGUUAUUUUAGUGCCGUAUACUCAUGUCGACUCAAUCUGGAAACAUACCUUUGAACAAUAUCACAAUAAUAGUGUUAAUAAAAUUAUAUCUAAUUUGGUAAAGAAGCUACAGUUUUACAGCAAUCUUACAUUUACUUGGAACGAAGUAUCGCAUUUAAGCCAAUGGUGGCAAACGACUACUCAAAAAAAUCGUUCGGCGUUUCGUCGUUUGGUGCGAACCGGACGAAUUGAAAUAACUACAGGGGGAUGGGUAGAAACUGAUGAAGCAACAACGCAUAUAUUUGGACUUCUACAUCAACUAAUGGAAGGACACCUGUGGCUGAAACAUCAUUUAAAUAUCGUCCCAAAAACAGCGUGGCUAACAAACAGUGUUACUCAUAGUCCUACUAUGACCUUUUUACUAUCUGCAUGUGGAAUAUCUAACCUUGUUUUUACUAAUAUUCAUUAUUCUUGGGAAAAAUAUUUGGCUGAAUAUCAGUACAGUGAUUUUAUUUGGGUACAGAGCUGGGAUAAUAAUAUUUAUAGUCAAUCAAAUCUCGAUGAUGCCCUAAAUAAGAUCGGCAAGGAAAGAUUUCCAAAAAACUCAGUAAUUACUCACUUUCUGCAGUUCAAUUCGGAUGGAUUUAAAGCUUGUGGACCUGAUAAAAAUGUGUGUAUCUCACACUAUAAUUUUGCAAAAUCAAGCAAAAACGUAGUCAUCAAUACUUAUAAUGUUAAAGAAAAAUCUGAAAUACUCCUUGAACAGUACUCUAAAACAGGCACUAUUACACCUCAUAACGUAAUUAUUGCUCCUUUAGGAGGGCCGUACCAUUAUGAGGUACAAACAGAGUUCGAUUACCAAUUUAGUAACUAUCAAAAAAUUGCUGAUUUUGUUAAUGUUAAUCGCGAAAUAUAUAAAGCAACAAUACAAUUUGGCACUCCAAAAGACUAUUUUAGCAGUAUCUUUGAAAAACAAAAAUUAUAUCCUACUCUAAAGGGAGAUUUUCUAAAUUUUGCUGAUAUCAGUAAUGGUACUCCGGCAUACUGGUCAGGCUUUUUUACGACACGACCUUUGCUUAAAAUUCUCUUAAGGCGUCUUCAAUGUACUCUACGUACAACGGAGAUUCUUUUUUCUUUUGCUUUAAGUUCUAAUGCUUUUAGGGGAAAUAAUGUUUCAGAAUUAUUCAAUAUUUUGAUAAAGGCAAGAGAAACAACUGCUCGCUUACUUGAUCGAAAUGUUGUAAGCGGUACUUUGACAGCAAAUAUUUUAAAAUAUGUUCAUAAGCAAAUAUUGGUGACUGUCAAAGAUUGUUGGUAUAUACAAGAAACCAGCGCAAGUUUGAUAAGCAUAAAAUCCGAUCAAAAUGUGACUUAUCUUCAGAAAUAUGUGUACAGAGAUGGAGAAUUUAUCUCAGCUUUUAGAACUGUUACUUCAGGAGAUCAAAUAUAUAUAUUUAACUCUUUAAGCCAUGAAAGGACAGAGAUAGUGGAAUUAGUUACCCGAAACCCUAAUAUUAGAAUAAUAGACCAUAAUAGAAAUGAUGUUACGAUACAAAUAAAUCCUAUAUGGAACUAUCAAACAGGAAAUAUUAUAAAGAUUUCAAGGCAGUUUUUUGUGGUCGCCUUCGAAAUAGUUGUGCCACCCUUAACGCUAGAACUGUUCAAAAUAAAGGAAACUUAUGAUGCUUCUUCAAGUGCUGCCACAAUUUACUGUGUUUCAUGUGUAGUGGAUGACACCCCUGCUAAUGGACCGAUAUUUCCUUUUAACAUUGAACCAAUAGAAAAUGGAGACAUUCAGCUAGAGAGUUAUAAACAUCGGCUCAUAUUUGAUGAAAUCUCCGGUUUUUUAAAAACAGUAGUUGAAAAAGAUACGAAUAAUAAAAAAGCUGUAGUUAUUGAUUAUGGUGCUUUUAGAAGUUCCGAUAUAAAUUCGGGUAUGUUCUUAUUUAACACGAACGCUUCUAAGCCACUCCAAGAUAUUUUAUUACCUUAUCGUGUUGGUACUAAAUCCAAAAUUGUUUUAAUAAUUUCUGGACAAGUAACAACAGAAAUAACCACAAUUUUUGGCCGAAUCUUGCAAAGUACCUUUAGAAUAUUUAAUUUAAUCAACAGUCCUCUUUCAACUGCAAUUUUUUUGGAAAGUAAAACAGAUUACGAAGCAUCGCCAAAAAACAGAGAAUUGGAACUGUUUUUAUCUAUACAAACUAAUAUAAAUAAUGGUAAUCCACCUGAGUUAAUAAUUGAUAACAAUGGUUUUCAAUACACACCUCGGCUUAUAAAUAUAAGCAGACGAGUGGAAUCAAAUAUGUACCCUAUAACUAGUAUGGUUUUUAUACAAGACCACCAAAAUCGCCUAACGGUAUUGACCGAUCACGCUCAAGGAGUAACAUCUUUACAGGAGGGUCAAUUAGUAAUUAUGUUAGAUCGUAGGGUUCUUUUCAAUGAUGCUCGUGGUUCAGGUGAAGGUCUAGCUGACAGUAGUACUACGUAUCACAAACAUAUUUUAUUAUUAGAAAAUUUCAUAAAUUCUAAGACAUUAAACAUUGUCGAUGAAAACACUAAUGUACAAUUGCCUAGUUUAAAUGCAUUAUAUUUAGCCAAUACACUAAAUUAUAACUUAGAUGUAUAUUUUAUUGACAGAUCUCAAGCAGAUCUUUGUUACUAUGCGUUUCUUCCAUUGAUUAAAACUGCAUUUCCGUGUGAUAUUUUUGUUUUAAAUUAUAGAUUAAUAUUGAACAAAGGUUCACUAGAAAGACUGUCCGUAAACACCGCUCUACUAACAUUGCAUCGACAGAGCUUCACGUGUGAAAUAAGUCAUUAUAUGCAACAAAAUUGUAAUGGGGAUGGAACCUUUUCAUUGGAGAAAAUAUUUCGUAAUGUAAAAGCAGUUUAUCAAACGAACUUAUGUGGCACGAAUGAAGGAACACCAAUUAUUAACAUUAAUAAUGGUAAUUUUGCUCCAAUGGAGUUGACCACACUUCGGAUAUAUUUUUGA